Pogonomyrmex barbatus (red harvester ant) is the source of this 2731-nucleotide messenger RNA. RefSeq lists its product as uncharacterized. Lineage: Eukaryota; Metazoa; Arthropoda; Insecta; Hymenoptera; Formicidae. Gene Ontology annotation, biological process: regulation of transcription by RNA polymerase II. The record is from RefSeq and is a predicted model, not a curated record. Gene Ontology annotation, molecular function: DNA-binding transcription factor activity, RNA polymerase II-specific; RNA polymerase II transcription regulatory region sequence-specific DNA binding. Gene Ontology annotation, cellular component: nucleus.
AUGGUGCAUCGAUAUAUCGAAUUGAUAUCGAUAGUGAAACCAAUCGAUCAGGAUGAAGAGGACAUAUUCCAGUGCGGCAAGUGUAAAAGCCAGUUUACAUCACUUCAAAUGUUUGUUCUGCACAAGAGAACGCACCAGAAAACACAACAAACUGUGGACCUGACUCAGUUCUUAACAAAUGAUGAGAGUCAAGUAAUGCAUGUGGAAGAUGCUGUUCAGGAUGAGUCACAAUACAAUUCCCAGGAAACUCUUCAACUUGGAGAACCUAUUAUUCUCGAAGAAGCAGACAUGUUGUUUAGUGUGGACCAGGAGGCUGCUAAUUAUUUCAUGACGGAUUCCACAUUUGGUGUACCGAUCAUCUUAAGUACAGAGAAUCUGGAUACUUUUGGUAACGCUGCAAUCGAGGCGACAAGGGAAGACUCGAGUGAGAUGCCGACAAUACAUCUACAAAACGAUAUCAGUUCGCAGGAGGACGCUUCGAGUCAGUCUGAACAUCCUAGCAUCUCUUUAACGGACAAUGAGCCCUCCCUGGCAGACAACGAGCCACCUUUGGAGGACAACGAAUCCUCUCUCGAGAACAACGAGACAUCCUUCCAGGACAAUUCACUCGGUGAAUCGGAAAACGGCAUUAAUCAAACGCAAAAUUUAAGGUAUAAGUGUGGUUACUGCAACAAGCAGUUCGCGAAGAAAUUCUACUGGCAACAGCAUGAACGUUCUCAUACUGGAGAAAAGCCUUAUCAGUGUGUGGUAUGUGGACGUGCGUUUGCACAAAAGUCAAAUGUGAAGAAACAUAUGUCCUCGCACAAAGUAUGGCCCGGUACCGCCAUUCACUCUUUACCGCCGGAAGCGCCUCCGGACGGAAGUAUAGAUCGCACGUACCAUUGUCAGUUCUGCAAGGAAACGUUUGACUCAUACAAAGCUCUGAAGGGCCAUUUAAUCGUCUCGCAUAUGGCGUUGAAGGUGUACAAAUGCGUGCAAAGCAGCUGCAGCAUGAUGUUCUCGGACUUGGAGGAGUUUCUGGAGCACACGCGCAGCCAUAAGUGCUCGGAGUAUCGAUGCCACGUGUGCGGCGAGGUGUUCAGCACUCUGUCGGAUCUCGGUCGCCAUCAGUACGUUCACUCCGUCCAGAAGCAGAAGACCACGGAGAAGUACUACUGCUGCUCGACUUGCAAAUCGUCAUUCUCAAAUCUGGAAGCAUUGCAACAUCAUAAAGAGACCACUACGCACAAUUAUGUCUGUCUGCAUUGUGGCAAGAGUUUCCUCAUCGAGAGGUUCUUACGUCGUCAUCUCAAGACCCAUUCAGCAUCGGCGAGAUUCGCUUGUGAGGAUUGCGGCAAGGCCUUCAAAACCGAGCAGUAUCUGGCCAAUCAUAAGCUGAUACACAGCGAGGAGACGCCUUUCACAUGUCCACAUUGUCCGGCUAGAUUCAAGCGAAAAGAUCGGCUGGGUCGACACAUGCUGAUCCACGAUCUGACAAAGAGACUCAAAUGUCCAUUUCGCAACUACCUGGGCUGCAUGAGUGAGUUUUCGCGGCCCGACAAGCUUAAACGGCAUUUGCUGACACACAGUAACGUCAAGCGGUUCAGUUGCAGCCAUUGCAAUCGCAAUUUCCAUCGCGCACAAGCUCUUAAGCAUCACGAGAUGAACAAGCACAGUCUCAAGUGUGAUAUCUGCUCUCAUGCCUUUAAGACUAAAGAACAACUGGUUACUCACAAUUGCGAGCAAUCGAACGAGACCAAGAAGCACACGAGCUCGCAAUUACCGAAAAAAGCAUCCGGAUCAUUUAAGCCGAGGAAACCCACCCCAAAGAGACAAACAUUAUCAAAGACUGCAAUUCCGCUUGCCGACAAAGAGAAAUUAGAAAAACUCAAAGCUGACGAGAUAGAAAGAAAAACCGUCUCCGAAACAUUCAGAUCUGGCGAUUUCGAGGAAUUCAGUAAAAAAACCGGGAACAUUUCUGUCGUCUCAAAAACAGUCGUUGAAUCGUCCGGCGGUGAAUUAAACGAGCGAUCCGAUUCGCCAGUUAUGGAUUUCGAAGACGAUUUUAAACGCAACAUGGAGUACUACUCGCCCCAUGCAAACGAGUAGAGUUUUGCAAUAUAUAUACAUAUAUAUAUACAUAUACGUAUAUAUAUAUAUAUAUUUUUUUAUUCGUAUUUAAAUUGUACAUUAAUUAGGACGUAGACAACCUCGUCGUAGCACGUGCAAUGGGAUCACCGAAAUCGCAAGUUGCAUUUUAUAUUCGCGUACGAUAUUUUGUAGUUUACAUAUCUGUGAUAACUGUAUUAUAAAUGCUCUAUUGAUAUAAGUAACUUAUACAUAUAUAUAUAUACAUUUGCGCGAACAUCGAAGGUAUUCGGUGUUGCCAAUUUCGAUUCUUCUAUGAGAAAACUUGUCGUAUAGCCGCAGCUGUAGUUUUAACUGAUACUUCGAGUACCCUGUCGAACGCUUAACGUUCGUUAAAUUUUUUUUAACGAUCACAAGGCGUACGCGCGAUAUCAGAACUAUAACGAAAAAUACUUGACAGCGCGACAAUUUCUUUUUAAUUUAUUUGUUAUAAAAUAAUAAAUCUAGACCAGAAGUCACAAGUGCGAAAUGUGUAAAAUAACUUUUAAGAAAGAAUAUCAAUUUUAUGAAAUAGCCAAAGUUUGUAUUAUAUAUAUUAUUAGCUGUUCCUAAAGAUUCCUUCCUUUAGACUUGAAUCCCAAUUAAACAAUGCUUCUUUAAAAAC